Phyllostomus discolor (pale spear-nosed bat) is the source of this 2085-nucleotide messenger RNA. It is a transcript of the gene HSH2D, whose product is annotated as hematopoietic SH2 domain containing. Gene Ontology annotation, cellular component: cytoplasm. The transcript is spliced from 6 exons. Bases 864 to 1946 code for a protein of 360 amino acids. The record is from RefSeq and is a predicted model, not a curated record. Lineage: Eukaryota; Metazoa; Chordata; Mammalia; Chiroptera; Phyllostomidae.
UAUUUAUUUAUCAGACAGAGGGGAACAGAGGGAGAAAGAGAGGAAGAAAAACAUCAACGUGUGGCUGCCUUCUGCAGCUCCCCACACCAGGGAACCUGCCUGACCUGCAACCUAGGCAUGUGCCUGGCUGGGAAUCAAACCAGUGACCCUCUGCUUUGCAGUCCAGUGCUCAAUCCACUGAGCCACACCAGCUAGGACUAGUAGGACUCUUAAUGUGACCCUGUAUGCCCAGUGAGGCUCGGCCUGCCCAGGCUCCAUCCUGCUUUGAGCCCUAGGUCUCUGUGGCUCCCUCUACCAAAGGCAUCUUUCACUCUUUCUUCAAUUCCCCAGCAGAUGGAGCUGACUCCCACCUGUCCCCAGGUGCCAUUUUUUCCAGACCAGUUAGGCCCCCUCUGGGGGUUCUUGCAACUUCAGUCCCUGUUUCCUGACCUGCUAUUUGCUUUGAAACAACAUUAAUAAUUUCUUAUGCUUUUUCAUUGCUCACUAGAUUGCAGCUACAGGGAGGAUGGGGCUUGGGCCUCUCUUGGGGCCUUCUCUCUGUCCCCUGAGGAUCUAGCUCACAACCAGUGCUCAAUAAAGGCUCAUCCAGGUCUGGGUGGGGCAAGGCCACCCCUCCUUCAUCUGCAGCCCAGCGGCUUUGUUGGAGCACAAACGAAGGGCCAUGGGGGUUGUCCUGGUCCCGCCCUGGGGCUCACCUGCCGGAGGAAACAGGAACCACCAGGGCGUGGCCCCGCCCCGGCCCUGCUGACGUGUGGGCCCUGAACCGAAACCCAGGCUCCUGCAGGCACGGCACAGGCACACCCAGAGCGAGGGCAACAGCCACCCAGGGGUCUCCCAGGUGACACCUUCCCUCUGAGGAAGCCAUGACAGAGACCGGAAAGCUGCCGCCACCGCUGCCUCCGAGAAUGGACUGGUUCGUGCACACACAGGUGGGCCAGCUGGCCCGAGAAGGAGUCCCUUCGUGGUUCCAUGGUGCCAUCUCCAGACAGGAUGCAGAGAGCUUGCUGGAGUCACAGCCGCUGGGAUCCUUCCUCAUCAGGGUCAGUCACAGUCAUGUGGGCUACACGCUCUCCUACAAAGCCGAAAACUGCUACCGCCACUUUAUGGUGAAGCUCUUGGACAGCGGGAGCUUCAUAAUCCCUGGGGAGGACAGCACCCAUGCCUCGCUGGACGCCCUGGUCACCUUCCACCAACAGCAGCCAAUGCGACCACAUGGCGAGUUGCUGAAGCAGCCCUGUGGGCAGAAGGAUCCAGCAAACGUGGAUUAUGAGGAUCUCUUCCUUUACUACAAUGCUUUGGCUGAGGAAGCUGCCAGCUCCACCCCUGGUCCCAGUGAACAUCAGAAUCCUUCCUCCCAUCCAGUGGCUGCACCCAAGGAGGUCUCUGCAAAGCCGGCCCUGCUCCAUCAGCGAAAGGAAAGGAAGCCAUCCACAGAGGUGAACAAAGUACCCAUAGAGGGAGCUGCUUCCUCCUGCCCCCCAAAAGCCCCCCUGGAGGAGGCCUGUCAGAAACUCUGGAGGAACCUCAAGGCACUACCCCAGACGGGUAAGAGGGUCCAGCAGCAGCUGAAAUCCCACCUGGCAGCUGUGAGCUUGUCGCCGCUCCAGGACCCCAAGCAAUCGGAGGUGACUCACAGCUCAGGGGACCGGGCAGAUGUUGGGAUCCGGGACAGUCGCAUCUACACAGACCCCUUGGCGGCCACAUCGCUCGAAAGCCCCUCACAGUCCCAGGCUCCAAGAGACAGAGAUGAGUCCUCCAGGAGGGCCUCAAGGUCAACCAGCUGGGGUAACGUGACCUCGAGAACCAGGGGAUGGCACCAACCAAUAGUAAGAGCCCUGUCCUCACAAUUGUCUACAUCGGAGCUGAGGGACUUGGCUGAGCCCCAGGAGGACUGUCUCCCCGAGGAGUACCGCCCACCACCACCCUUUGCCCCUGGGUACUGCUAGAGAAGAGGUUCACCCUGGCUCUGGGACCAUUGCUGCCGAGGGCUGCUCACACCUGGACCCCUUGCUUUCUACACACCAGCCCUCUGGACCUGAGAAAUGUAAUAAAGACAUUGCUUAGGUCUGGUCCUGCCAAUGCCAA